Penaeus monodon (black tiger shrimp) is the source of this 5012-nucleotide messenger RNA. RefSeq names its product collagen alpha-1(I) chain-like. Lineage: Eukaryota; Metazoa; Arthropoda; Malacostraca; Decapoda; Penaeidae. The transcript is spliced from 16 exons. The coding region runs from base 304 to 3309 and encodes 1001 amino acids. The record is from RefSeq and is a predicted model, not a curated record.
GCGGUGGCGGCGUGGGUGCCCGCAGGGCCGACACUGAUAGUUGCACGUGUGUCAGUGUCGGGGACGGGUCGUGUUGGGCGACGCACCGACGCCUUCAACACUUACUUUGGACCGCCUUACUACACUCGCUGAUUUUCUGAACUUGCAGUGAAGUGAACAUGAUGUGAGGCGGCCACAACGGCACGUUAGCCGGAGUUACAGACUAAAGGCUCGCAAGACUAACUGGUUCAGACACAGUGGACGAGUGUCUAAUCAAGAAGAAAACAUUUUAUCAGUGAAGAAAGUUUUAGAAAAAGUGGAAUCAUGUCGCAACGCAUGCAGGAGAGUCCCUUCCGCGAAACGGAAUGGGAUCAGCGUCUUGACCGGAUGCUCGAUGACCUAAAGACGACCGUAGGAAGCGACGGCGAGAUGUCGGGGACGGAAGGGCGCUCAGACUCCACCCUCGUCUCCUCCUUCAGCCAACACAGAGCCCCUUCGCCCGACGAGAGGCUCGACGCGACCUUCCUCGACAUCUUCAGGAGCAGCUCCCGCAGCGAGCCCCGCAGCAGUUCGCGAGGGGGGUCCCGCACCGGCAGCGCCCUCGGCAUGGUGGAGGACGGUGGCCACAUGAAGCACUCACGCAGAGAGUACCUGUCGCCUGACGAGAAGACCCACGUCGUCACCGAGAAGUACGAAUACGACACAGGUGAUACAAGUAAGACUAGUCACUAUCAGAAGAAAGUGAUGAAGUCGACCUACUCGAACUACAACUCGAUGAGCGCAGGCAGCCUGGACGACCCACCGACCCACGCCCUUGAGUCCCCGCCACAGACCUCGCGUCCUGCCGGCACUAAAGUUAUCAGUGCUUCCCAGAAAGUAGCAAACAAAUUGGUUGAUGCGCUGGCCAGUAUAGGUGGGGAGGAAGGCUAUGUCCCGGCUCCGGACUCCAGUGACACCGACACACUCAAAACUGAUACCCUGAAAACUACAAAGACCGUUAGCUCAGAUUACUCAACAUUGGGGCGACUUCGCAAAAACAUCAGGGAAUUAGACACACUUAUUGACUCCCUCGAAGACUCAGAGCAAGGCGGAGAGCCCACAACAAAUGCCAGCGCCGAAGCUCAGUCCGAGACGGUUGUCGUUGUAGCCAAGCAGGAGUCCAAAGUCUCGACACAGAUCACAGCCCCGGCGCCCGAGGUCGCGGCCGAACCCGCCCUGGCUCUCACGCUGGCGACGGCGCAGGCUCAGUCCCAAGCGAGUCCGUCCUCGCGGGCCCCUCAAGAGUCACACAUACAGACAGUCGUUGAGACUCGCAGCAGCACAACCUCCCAGCAGCAGGUGGCGAAGGAGAGUACAACGCCGUCCUCUGGCUUGACCAACGGCACCGCGCCCGCCAGCCAACCUACAAGAUACGACGGUGACGAUGAGAUGAUCGACGACAAGAGCGGAGAAGUGCGACGCAUCGUCUGGCGCAACAGGUUCGAGAAGACCUACGAGACACAGGACUCUAGGCCGACGGCCACGGUAAGCAUCGAGGACGAGGCCCGCCGCCGUCAGCUGAUUCAGCGUCAGCAGCAGCACACUUCGACGUCAGCCUCCACCUCCACGCUCUCCUCUCCCCCCGGACCCAGCUCUCCUCCGCAACGCGGGCCGUCCUCGCCCCGACUGCCGCAGUUGCAGUGUGCCGUGUACUGGCCAGGCUUGGGCGUCGGCCCCAACGUAUCUCCCGGAAGCCAGUCGUGGAAGGACCCGAUCCCAAUGCCGACGCCGCCGCAGCUCUCCCCGCGAGAGCCAGGCGUCGCCUACAUCUACACCUACGGGAACACCGGAGGGUCAGGCGUGCAGCACAUGCCGCCGCUGAAUUACGUCACGGUUCCCGGUCCCUCGUCGGUGCCUCCGAGUGAAGGCGCGCCGUCGCCCACUCCGUCGCAGCUGCAGGGCCCGCAGCCCAUCAUCUACCACUACUCUUAUCACUACACAAUCCAGCCCGGCCAGCCACUUCCCGACGGGGCUCCUCCCCCUCCAGGAGGACUUCCUUCAGGGUCCCCACCAGCUCUCCAGAUGGCUCCCUCCUCCCAGCCGCCGUCCUCGUCCACCGAGACCAUUCGCACAGUUCAUCAAACCAUUUCAGGUCAGCCCGGCCAGCCCGGCCAGCCCGGCCAGCCUGGCCAGCCUGGCCAGCCUGGUCAGCCGGGUCAUCUCGUCCAGCCAGGCCAACCCGGUCAACCAGCUCAACCUGGUCAGCCAGGUUAUCCUGGACAGCCGUCCUCAUCUGUUACCAACUACAAUAUCCAAUCCUACUCUUCCAGCAGCCGCUCAAAGACAUCCUCGGUCACGCACACAGACACAUCCACAGUAUACCCUGGUGGACCUGGGGGGCCCGGUGGUCCUCAUGGCCCAGGGGGUCCUCAUGGUCCAGGCGGCCCUUAUGGCCCAGGUGGCCCUCAUGGCCCUGGAGCGCCUGGUGGUCCUGACGGCCCAAGGGGUCCUACUGGCCCUGGGUAUGAUGGACCUGCGCAUCCUUCCAAACCUUAUGGUCCCGGUGAACCCGAUGGCCCCGGCAGAACCACCGAGCCUGGCCAGCCCGGAAAUAUCUCCAUCACCAUCAAUAAAACGACAACAACGCGCACCACGCACGCCUUCCCGGGCGGUCCUGACCACCCCGGAGGCGCUGGCGACGUCCCCCCUGUUACCUCAACCCCUUACCCGAGCCGCGGCAGGUCGGUGUCCCCCGAGCCACAUGGCCCGAGGAGCAACUCGCCGCACCACGUGACGUACGUGACGCAUGUCACAAGAAACACACACUCCGACUCCCUGGACCGCGUCAGAAGGCCAAAGAACGAGACUCUUCCAUUCCCCAACACCUCGCCCAUACGACCUGCUGGAGACAACAAGAUCCCUCGCCGAGUGGAUGAUCUCAUGACCUCAUUCUCCGAUUCCGAGGAUGGUCCAGGCCACCCGAGGCACUCUCCACACCGCGGAGACCCAGCUGACCAGCAACCUCUGCUGCCACAAAACAGUCAGAUUGUGGUGAAGGCUGAUGCAGACGCCAAGGCCGUCGCCGAAGCAAACGCAGAUCCGAAGAAAGAACCAACGAAAAACAAAGCUGGACCUCCCGUCUAUUAUCCUCCGGGCCAUGAGCUCUUCCACGAAACUAUGCACACUAUGACGCUGAGGGAGGGCGGUGGUCGCCGAGGGAAGGCGAAGUGGAGAAUGGAGCGAUCUGCAGGAUACAAGGAGAGUUCUUCCCAUUCUGAAUCCAAAGGAGGCAUGACAAUGGUGCCCGUCUGUUUGCCACUAUGCUGUGGGGCCGCUUGCGUUGUAAUGUAAACAUCUGCUACUGCCUUCGUUCAGUAAUUAAGAACGGAGAAAAGUAGGAAAAAUACAGAGAAAAAUAUACUUCCGUCGGGCAUGCUAUCACGAUUUAGUAAGGAUGAAAAACAUAAAUAUGUAUAUUUCAAACCGGAAAAUAUGCGCGAUGUUUACAGACGAUGGACGUUUCAUUGUAAGCUGCCCGGACGAGAGGUAUGAAGACCUCAGUCCUGCCAAUUUUAAUGCAUAUCUAACUAUAUAAGCUCAUGAAGACUACUGCUUACCCUCUGUUUGUGCUUAAUUUGUGACUGAUUUCGAGAAAUAUAUGUAAAUCAUUUUCAUGACUGCAUGAAAGAAACGAGUUUCUGUGUAAAAUGAAUUACGUGUCUAGUAAUUCGAUUUUAGCAUUAAGUGGUGCUACAUAUGAUAUUUAUGAACGUAAUCAUGCAUUGAUUAAAAUUUGCAUCUUCUUACGAAAAAAACAACAAAAAUCGCAUAAACCAUUUUAACUGUAGCAUAGUUUUGAUGUGGAAUUUCUUGUAUACUGACUGUAUAAAAUGUCAUUUCUUUAUUCUGCAGUUAUACUGUGUAUAUUUCAUGACUAGAUUUAAAUGAUUUUUUUUCUUAAUAUGUGUAUUUUUGAGACAAAGUAACACUAAUCAGUGAAUACUGAUUAUUUCGUAAUUCCUACCAUUCACUCAUAUUUUUACUUUGCAAAUUGUAGCGUGAGUGGCUGCCAAGUGUUUGAAGUAUUUUGAUAUAAAACCAUCAAGAUAUGUGUUCAUACAUUUUAAAGAUAUCUGUAUCUGCUUUACAGCUGGGAUGAUAUCUGAGGUUUUGUGUAUUUGGUUUUAAUCAGAUAAAUUCCACGUUUACACAAAAUUUCAUUGUCUUCUUGAUCUCCUAACAACAUUUACCCUUACGCUAUAAGGAUGAUAAAAAAAUGAAAACAUGGAUACCACAGGUCGUCUUUCACAUGAAACUGUAUAUGAAUUAACACGAAGGAAAUAUUCCGUAUCUGAUUACACCCGAAAAACACACAAACCUUCCAUACCCUACGUAACGAUGGUUGUUGUGGUGCUCGUCAAGAAAGGUCUGCCUCCUUAAUCAUGUGACUCUUGGUUUGAUAUCAUGUUCAUCCAGUUCUCAGGUUACUUUAUUAGGUUAUGUGUGUAAAUGAAACCCAAAGCUCAAAGAGAAAAAACAACUUUAGAACUGUGAAGUGCGCGUCACAUGAAUUGAAUAGGUUGACCAUAGCUUAAGGCCUCCUAACCUACAGUGUGCCUUACAGGUAAUCUCCUGUAUUUGCUAUAUAUUUUUGCAAUGUUAUGCAUAUUUUUUUCUUUGGAGAGUCCAAUGUCAUGUCAUGUAUAUGCCGUGUUUUGCAUAUGUACAGAUGUAAUUCUUUUGGCACAGGUGUCGAAAGUUUGCCAUAAUCAUUAAGUUUAAGUAGGUUUUGCAUCACCAAGAGGAACAUUGUGCUAUUAAAAUCCCACACGUGGCAAGGAGGAAAGUCACUGCAGUGUGUGAAGUUGAACACUGAAGACAGUUCACGUCAAAGGUUACCCGGUGUUGAGGCUCAUCGUGGACGGCGAUCGUAUUUUACAGACAUUAGUACCCUAGAGUGCCUAUAAUAUGAUUAUAUAUGUGCAACAUUUCAAUGGCUUUUUUUGAUCAUAUGUGACAGUUGAAACUAACGAAAAUAUAGAUUUCAUGCAAUA